This is a messenger RNA of Venustampulla echinocandica, 2130 nucleotides long. RefSeq names its product Chromatin modification-related protein. Gene Ontology annotation, cellular component: Rpd3L-Expanded complex; nucleus; Rpd3L complex. Lineage: Eukaryota; Fungi; Ascomycota; Leotiomycetes; Helotiales; Pleuroascaceae. The coding region runs from base 1 to 2130 and encodes 709 amino acids. The record is from RefSeq and is a predicted model, not a curated record. The transcript is spliced from 3 exons. Gene Ontology annotation, biological process: regulation of DNA-templated transcription.
AUGAAGACAGUUAAACCCCUAUCCUCAGACCUCUCGUCCAGUCGCAGGGCCCAGCCCAUACGCCAGACUCGGACAAAUCCUCCCAGAUCCUCAAUCCCAGGCGCCAGAUCGUUCCCGUCGAGAGGGUCCCUCAGCGGCGGUCAGGAGGAGAAAGAGAUCGAGAUCUUUCCUGCGAUAACACACUUUGCCGAUGCCAUUACCGCUCUACCAAAGGAGCUUAUGCGACACUUUACAUUACUGAAAGAGGUUGAUGCUAAAAUAUUUGCGCCAGAGGAUGACCUAGGGAAGCUCGUCGACGCUGCGCUGAAUGCUCCUCCACCCGAACGACGACCCCCUCCCGAAAUACAAAAUAAUACCGGUCCGAAAUCUAUCCCUAUGAGUGCGCAAGGUAGCGCCAGUGGCUCAAUCGUCAAUGGCCAUCCCGCCUCUGUCACAUCUGUUCCCGACGCGGAUGUUUACAAUACUGCAAGUGCCGCAUACGAUCCAGCCAACAUCCCUCGUCGACAGCUCUUUCAGCACUGCGCCUAUACAAUGCAGAAUAUGCUGGUUUCGCUUGAUGAGAAGAACCACGUUAUCUCUACGGCAGCGGAAGCUCUCAACAAACAGCUUGCCCGCAUCGACGACUGCUUCCCUCACGUUGAGCUAGAAAUUAGCGAGGAGGCGCGAUAUGGCAGCACUACACAUUGGGCAUAUCCGGAGAAUAGAAUAAGUAAACUAGGGCCCAGCAAUGGGUCAAGGAAAGACGUGGCGCCCGCGAACAAUAGCUCCGGGGCCCAACAACUGACGGAAGACGCGUUGGCAAAAAGCGAUGCGAGGAAGCAAGCUUUACUUGCAAAGAAAUCCCACAAGCAUCAUCAUGCAGAGUCCGACUUCGACGACCAUCACGAUAGCAGACCAAAAGACCAGAAGAAAGUCCAUGGGAACAGCAAGAUUCGGAAAGCGGCAGAUGCAUCCCCGAGCGUGGGGUUGGGCAUUACAAAUGGCUCUGGAUUGAAUGGGAAUCCUCCAAAGCGCCGGAAGGUCGAGAAAGGCCCUUCUGGAGGCGUGGUCAUGGAAAGAGCCGUGAGCGGAGUGUCUGGUAGUAAUGGGACGGCGACGAAAGGAAAGGCGGCGGACUGGGCUGGUGGGCAAGCUCCUCGAGCUCGACAGCGGAGCAUCCCCAAAACGACAAGACCAAGCUUGGGGCCGGAUUCGAAGAAGAAAUCAAGAGGGGGAGGUACAGCGAAUGGACCAACAAGGAAGAGGAACAACACUAUAACAUCAGCGAUGUCCCCAUCAUUAGCCUCCUCCCCAAUACGAAGUACCUUCCCAGACUUGAAGCCGACAGGAAGAGGCUCCCCGCAACCAACCAAUGGUGGCAGGCCACCCUCAUCAAGAGCAAGGCAAAACUCAACACAGUCAAUCGUGGACAAUAACCGACAGAGGCCAGAUCCUGCAGCGUCGGCUAAGCUGAACGGCAAUUCUCCAAACACGCCAGAUCUUGGGGCAGUGGCACCCGCCAGCGGACGAACCACUCUCCCGGAUGUCAAAUCUUCAAUAAAAGAACCGACAUCCAACGCGAAGGGGGAGCCUAUCUUUAAUGAGCUUGACAAGGCGGACCCUGGAGUUAUUGACGGUGGCAUUGGCCACCGGAAGAGUAGUGUAGCAAAACGGGAAGAUGCAGACACAAACGGAGACUCUAUAUCUAACAUCCAAGCAACGACAGUGAUGACGAAGAGCGGGCGAGCCAGCAAGCCUUCAACGCCAGCCAUGUCAUCAUUCCCCGACCAACCACGAUCACGAUCCGCACGCAGCGCGCUAGAACAUACGUCGAAUAACAAGAGAAGUCAUAAGAAAGGCGCCGGUGCUGCGGCACAAAUCAUUGCGCAGCAGAACCUAGAGGUGGAUGAUGCAACGAGUACUGCGCAAGAGGAUGACGAGGACGAGGAGAUCGGUGCCGAUGAACUUACGUAUUGCUACUGUAAUGGGGUGAGCUAUGGAGAGAUGGUAGCAUGCGAUGCAGAUGACUGUGAAAAGGAGUGGUUCCAUCUAGAGUGUGUUGGCCUUAAGGUUGCGCCUAGGGGUAAUGCAAAAUGGUUUUGUAAUGAUUGCAAAGAGAAGAUUAAGACGAAACGGCUUAACGGACGAUAA